Messenger RNA from Closterium sp. NIES-65, 1743 nucleotides. The record is from the annotation of a GenBank genome assembly. NCBI's taxonomy places the organism in Eukaryota, Viridiplantae, Streptophyta, Zygnematophyceae, Desmidiales, Closteriaceae.
AUGCGUGCUGUAGGUACCCUCACUGGAGCCAAGAAAAUUAAGAAAGAAAGACAAGACGCGGCUGGUGCAACAGGAAUCGUGCAAGAUGUAGAUGACAAGGAGCAACUGCCAGAGAAAGGGCAUAAGCGUGGGGAUGAGCGUGAUGGAGAGCAUGAGGGCAGGCGUGAGGGAGGGCUUGAGGGCAGGCGUGAAGGCAGGCGUGAGGGCAGGCGGGAGGGAGAGCGUGAGGGAGAGCGUGAGGGAGAGCGUGAGGGAGAGCGUGAUGUGAAGCGUGAGGGAGAGCGAGAGGGAGAGCGUGAUGGAGAGAGUGAUGUGAAGCGUGAGGGAGAGCAUGAUGUGAAGCGUGUGGGGGAGCGUGGGGUGAAGCGUGAUGGAGAGCGUGAUAUGAAGCAUGAUGCGUCUUCUCCCUCUACUCCAGCAGGUGUUCGUGCGGCUGAUGCACACAAUGUUCGAGGGCAUGAAGAGGGUGGGAGGGAGAGCCGUGGCGCUGAGCUAGAAGAUCGGAGGGGGGUGUCAGGGAGGGUGAAGGCACGGUCCAGAAAGGCUGGAAAGAAGGCCGCUGCUGAGGUCGAAUCUUCUGAUGGAGAAGAUAGUUCUGAGGAGGAAUCAGGGAGUUCAUCCGGGAGCGAGGAGAAGUAUGAUGAGGAAGAGGACGAGAGUGAUGACGCUGAAACUGGGUCCGGGAGUGAUGACGACGAUAGGAGAGGGGGGAGGGCGCGAGGAGCGCGCAACCACCGCUAUAGCGGAAAGCGUGGUCAUGCAACCGGUGGUAAGGCUGGUAGUGGACGUAAACGGCAGAGACAUAGAGAGUGUGCUCAAGGAAAGCGAGCAGAUACUGAGGGUUAUGCCCGGCGGCGUCGUAAGGAGCGUCCUGUUGUGAGACAGGACCUUGGCUUCUACAAUGAGAUGAGGACCAUGGUGAACUCGGAUGAUGCUGGUCCGUCGAAUCGUCGGGAGAACGUUCGGAUGAAACGGGCACCAACCAACGAUCCGUAUGCUGCCCUUGCUUCCACCUCAGGAUUGGGAAAGAGAGCAUCUAGAUUUCAAGAUUGGAGUGUGCGUGACAACGCUGGCCAGCAGCAUGACAACACGCACAAUCCAGCCGGUGGCAGUGACGAUCCGGCCUGUGGUGGGGGGCUGGGGGCGGAAGAUGGUGAGGCGGGUGGUGUUGGAGAUUGGUUCAAUGAUGGCAGGAAAGUUGGACUCUCUGCCCCAGCAACUCCACCCCCGUUCGCAUCGGCAAGAGGCAAUUCCCCGCUCGACGCUAGCGGAGUGCCUAUCAUUCCCUCGAGCAAUUCUCCUAAUGAAUCCAUGCAGCAACUCUUCCAGGCAUUGCAGGAAGCUAAUCGGCAGAUUGCCGAGCUAAAGGCCGGUCGUGGACCUUCGGUGGACCGGGGGGGAAAUGGGACGCAAAUCCCGCCACUUACCUCGAUAUCCGGUGAACAACCUGAGCCGCCUGAAACGCCGGACGCUGUGGCGGAGAGCGCUGUACAAGGCACUCCCAUCACCAGGAGGCAUGGGAUGCCAAACGCGACUAAUUUGAAGGAGGCCAUGGCGGAUAAAACACGGAGGGAUGCAUUCAAGCGCGUGUAUACGCACUGGAAGAACGAGCGCGGGUUUUACGUCAAACGGACUGUGCUCGAGGGGUUGGGUGUUCCUAUGAGUGGCUUGCGGGCAGCGGAAAUCCACAUCGACACUGAGCUCAAGGAGGAUCUCUGGGGGGAGUAUGGCCCGAGUGAGUAA